Babjeviella inositovora NRRL Y-12698 is the source of this 915-nucleotide messenger RNA. RefSeq names its product Ino4p (gene INO4). The transcript has a single exon. Gene Ontology annotation, biological process: positive regulation of transcription by RNA polymerase II. Gene Ontology annotation, cellular component: RNA polymerase II transcription regulator complex. NCBI's taxonomy places the organism in Eukaryota, Fungi, Ascomycota, Pichiomycetes, Serinales. Gene Ontology annotation, molecular function: protein dimerization activity; DNA-binding transcription factor activity. The record is from RefSeq and is a predicted model, not a curated record. Bases 174 to 566 code for a protein of 130 amino acids.
UGCUACAGAACGCUUUUUAAGCUAGCCGAGUGACUUUUCAUCUUUAAUCCAUAUUCAUCGUUUUCCCUAUUCGUCAUUAAUUUCACUUCCAUUACGGCCACACUCCUUUGGUCCACCCUCAGUCAAUUCUAACCGCAACAACCCUAACUUCACCCACGUUACAACAGCCCGGCAUGUCCGCUUUACCACCUCUUAACGUGGCAGUCCCGGCCAACGAGAGUAAAAGCUCCACCUCUAAUUCCUCCUUCUUAACGGCGGCCGAGAAGAAGGCCCAUCAUAUUGCUUCUGAGAAAAAGCGGAGGGAACAGAUUCGCUUGGCAUUUGACAAAAUUGUGGCAGUGGUACCAGACCUAUCGUCCCAGGAGGCAAGAUCGGAGUUGUCCAUUUUGACCAAAAGCACAAACUACAUCGAUUCUCUACGGAAAGAGAACCACAAGUUGCUUGAGGUGUACAAAAACAAGAAGGGCCAUAUCACCAAUGAAGACGUGAUUAACCGGAUAAAGGAGAAGGGCGGGUUUCUUGGGGAAGACUUGGCUAGUAUUAAGGACGAAUCUGCCUCGCCAUAGAACUCGAGGUAGAGGGGAUAUCUGAAUGUGGAGUCCUAGGAGGGAGAGGACCACUUCCCGGCGACUGCUUUUGCCUAUAGCUUGGGCCAUUUCACAGAGAUGGGCCAUUUCGCAGGGUUGGUCCUUGGUCUACGUGCAUCCUAGCUGUCCUGUCUCCAAUCGCUUCAGUUUUUUCAAGAGGGGAGGAGCUUGCGAGAAUAAACAUGUGAUUUGAGAAUAAGCAUGUCGUUUGAAACGUUUCUUGACCUGUAUUCGUCGUGAACGCUCACGAAUUACACAAUACCUUUGUACUAAUAUCAACGUCUCAAAUGUAGUAUAAACACAAAAAUUUAAUUAUAAUAAACCUCUG